UUUCUUACUCCGAAUAUGAUUGACUGUAAAGAUCAACAAACGAUGUUGGGAUCGCUGUUGACUUCCAUGAAGCAGCAUUUUCGUAGUCUUAAGGUUGCUAACGGUGAAGAAAUAGGGAAAGACGGUAGCUUCGUUGAAAGUAUUAAAGCAUCUGUGAAUGGUGAUGCUAUUGAUUCAGGCGUAUCGGAAUCUGGAAUAUCUAAUGGAGGGCCGUUGAUUAUGGGACCAAAUGCAAUAAAUGGAAAUUGUGGUAAAUCGGAGACGGUUGAAACAAACAAAAAAUCAGAAAAGAAACGAGGGAAAGCGGAGAAAUCGAUUAGUUUCGAGGUUCUUCAACAACAUUUUGCUGGUAGUCUUAAAGACGCUGCAAAGAAUCUCGGUGUUUGCCCAACUACAAUGAAACGAAUAUGCCGACAACAUGGGAUCUCAAGGUGGCCAUCUCGUAAGAUUAACAAGGUUAACCGCUCACUUACAAAGCUAAAACGAGUGAUUGAGUCGGUACAAGGUGGCGAAGGAACGUUCACUCUUCCUUCGUUGACAACCACCCAACUCCCACUUGGCGUUGACUCCCCAUUUUCGCCAACGGCUCCAAACGGUUCACCAACUAACCAACACGGUUCACCAUGGUCCAAACCAUUUGACCGUUGUCCAAAGAACAAUCAAGGUCCAACCAUUCAAACAUCUGGCAGCCGAGAAACCAGCAUCGGUAGUCCAAAUUCUCAAAGAUCUUGCCAAGAAGAAACAACAAAACCAUUUAGAGGAAUGUUAACCGCGGAUGCCGGAAGCUCACAUGAUUUAACAAGCCUUUGUCCAGUCACAGAGCCUCUUGAAAAGGUACAAGAACUUGCUCCAAAUGCACAACCUUUCACAGCCAGGCCGGAAACAAAAACAAUAACGAUAAAGGCGAGUUACAAAGAAGAUAUAAUCAGGUUUCGUUUGGCUGCAAACUCGGGUAUAUUCACACUGAAAGAAGAAGUUGCAAAGAGGCUGAAGUUGGAUGCGGGUACAUUCGAUGUAAAGUAUCUUGAUGAUGAUCAUGAAUGGGUUUUAAUAGCGUGUGAUGCAGAUUUACAAGAAUGUGUUGACUUGUCCGGGUGCAACAUAAUUAGGCUUUCGGUUCAUGAUUUGUCGACAAAUUUUGGGAGCUCGUGUGAGAGUUCAGGUUAAUUGUAAGUGUUGGAAUGUUAGGAUUUGUAGGAUAUUGUUAAGUUGUAGUUUUUUGGGUUCAUAGCAACAGGACCAAAUUACAGGAGGAAUUUUCCCCUAUUUUUGUUGUAUAAGAUAUAAUGGAAUUGUCAAAAGUGUUAAUUGUAUAUUGGACUUUUU
Molecule: messenger RNA, 1326 nt
Organism: Helianthus annuus (common sunflower)
Lineage: Eukaryota; Viridiplantae; Streptophyta; Magnoliopsida; Asterales; Asteraceae
Product: protein NLP7
Exons: 3
Coding region: 16-1167 (383 amino acids)
Molecular function (GO): protein binding; DNA-binding transcription factor activity
Source: RefSeq, a predicted model, not a curated record